Messenger RNA from Trichosporon asahii var. asahii CBS 2479, 1191 nucleotides. RefSeq lists its product as uncharacterized. Bases 1 to 1191 code for a protein of 396 amino acids. The transcript has 16 exons. Lineage: Eukaryota; Fungi; Basidiomycota; Tremellomycetes; Trichosporonales; Trichosporonaceae. The record is from RefSeq and is a predicted model, not a curated record.
AUGGACGGACUCCAGCUGCUCCGGAGGCAGUACUACGCCCUCUGUCCCGCAUACUUGCUUUCUGUUCCGACACCCUCCGUGCUGGCAAGCGAGGAAGGUCACGACACCCUCCUGUCUCUGCUCGACGAGGACCCGCCAGCCCCCGAACGCGAGUAUGCGAGACAGUUUUGGCGACGCGUCCUCCCCGUGCUCGAGAAGGGGAUCAUGCUCGGUGAAGGUGUGGAGGAGCUGACACCAGGUCGACGAGCGAAUCUACGAAACCGUCGCUUCCCUAGCCCUAACGCGCAGGCCGAAGCAGAGCUUCAAGACGUUCCUUUACGAUGCGCCGACGACAACCUAGCCAGGGUUGGAAGAGUAGCUGACCAGCAGGCUGGGAGAAGGAAGAACGUAAGCUACCGUCCCCGUGGUGCGCAGCUGACGAACAGAACGGGAAGAUGCAGGGUGCGUGUUCAGCUUCGCUUGCACUACAACCAGCUGACACACAGGUCUGCGUUUGUAGGAUCUGAUCGCGAAGAGCUGACAUUCAGCCAAGGAAGAGGCAAGAACGAAGCUGACUUCAGAACGGGGAAUGGACCCUUACAUUCGUGGGUCCAGCUGGUUCGCUUCGUUCAAACUGACUUCCAGUGUGGCGCAGAGAGAAACGUAGGCCGCGGCUGUAUGACUACCUAUGAAGCUGACUUCCAGCUCGGCAGAGGGGAUCUUAACGUCGCGCGAGGGCCGUAUAACCCUGCUCGAGGAGCAAGUCGCCGUGUCCUCCGGCAGCACAGGUUUGCGAACUUGGACAGCUUCGCUUCACCUGGGUCACCACCUGCUUCGCGGCGCCACGGCAUCCCGGAUAACAAGGCGCAGGCUCUCGACUGGGCCGAUGCGAGGGGCGACUCUCGCCCAGGGGUGUGGGAGGAGGCGAAGGGGAGGGACAUUGUCGCCGCCGAUGUCAUCUACGACCCGGACAUUGUGCCUCUGCUCGUGGACGCGCUCUCCGCGCUGCUCGAGGAUGGGCGACAGGCUAUCCUCGCCGCUACCGUGCGGAAUGAGGACACGUUCAAGCUCUUCCUGCAGCGGUGUGAUGCGGUUUCCCUUAGGACCGAGCUCCUUCCCCUUCAGCCGAUGAGCAGGGAGAAUCCGACAUUCUGGGACACGGCGUUGGAUCUUGGUGCGCGCGUCGAGGUCGUUCAGAUCACCCGUAGCUAG